Messenger RNA from Metarhizium album ARSEF 1941, 1707 nucleotides. RefSeq lists its product as uncharacterized. Bases 1 to 1707 code for a protein of 568 amino acids. The record is from RefSeq and is a predicted model, not a curated record. NCBI's taxonomy places the organism in Eukaryota, Fungi, Ascomycota, Sordariomycetes, Hypocreales, Clavicipitaceae. The transcript has 2 exons.
AUGUCUUCUUCUCGAAGCUACGCAGGGCGUACUGAAAAUAGUUCGUUGUUUACUGUUUGCACCACUAUUCUCACAAACACUCUCAUGGCUAAUAUCCACAUUAUGAGCAUUACAGAAAUCAAGCACCUGGUCGAGUUGCUUUGCGAUAGGAUGUACUGGUACAUGCAACGAGAUAAGCAAGAUAAGAAUUUGAAGAAGAUGCAAGCCGACCUCGACCGCUGUCGUCCGGGAUACUCUGAAAGCUCGAAUUACGCCGAGGUUCUCAAGCUUCAGAUCGACCAAUGCGUAAAAGAGAAAAGGAAGACCUGCGAUCGACUCAGCGGCACUGAUGGGAAACUGCUAAGUCACUUGACUACAUUUAUAGACAGACAGACUGGAGACGCCCUAUCCACGCAAGCCAUAGGAAGCGAGGACGUCGAUGCUCGUCUUAAGGCUCUCCAAAACAGUCUGGACGAGAAGUUCCGCACCUACCUGAAAGAGGCGUCGACCAAAACCAACAACGAUCACCGCUCACAGCUCCGCAAAGAAACAGAAGGACUCCACAUUGGCCUUGAGCAGGAAAAACAGAAAAGCGCCAAGCUUCAGAAGCAUAUGGAGGAGAUGGAGCAAAGACUUGGAAGUCUUGAUAAGAGGCACCUGGACCUUGCAGAAGAAGCUAAAAACAACAAAAGGGCGGCGUUGCAUUUGGAUGGCAAGUUGACCGAAUUUGAAAGCAAGCUCAACGAACUCUCGACCAAGAUUGACGAUCUCGCGACAAACAUAGUAACUUCGCAUGCACUGUCCAAGGAAUUGAGUCAGUUUGAUACUGUUGUCUCGGCGUCCGAAGAUGGCAAUGCAGCACCUUUGGGUGAUCGGUGGUUGAACACUAGCGUAGGCAUGAAAACCAGACAACGUCUGCAAGCCGUUCUGGAUGAUGUGCGUUUUCUAAAGCAAAGCCUGAAAUGCGAGUCAGUUGACGGGGCACCGCAACCCAUUGCCAGUCUUCAUAAGCGGCUGGAAUCGUGCAUGGACAUGGUCAAGCUCAACUCGAAGGAGCAACUAUCAAUAUCAGAGGCAGUCCAAGCCAUUGAAGCUACUCUGAAAUUGACGUCUUUCACAACGUCAAACGACACGGGGCAAAACUCUACAUUAAUUGAGCAAAUGAUUGACCAAAAGGUUCAACCCCUAUUUACUUCUCUUAAAGAGAACUUGAACCACACGAUGCAAGGGAAGCUAAACCAAGUGGCAGUUGACCUUGGGACUUUCAUUGACAAGGAAAGAAUUGCAAGAGAAGGCGCAACUACUAAAGCUGACCAGUCCUCUGCUGACGUGUCUGCUUUACGUCGAGAUAUCAACGUCCUAAAGAAGAGUGUUUCCACGUCUGCGGAGAAGCUGUGCCAGAAAAUCAGCGAGCAGGGCAAACAAGUCGCUUCAUGCAAUGAGCGCGUUGCGUCCCUCGAAAGUGGCCUGCAACGUGUUUCAGCAGAAGCCGAAACGAAUAUCCGCAAAUUAGAGUUGCAAUUGCAAACUGUCAAUACCAGGCGAAGCAACGUCAGUACCAAGGGACCAAAUCAAGACAUGACUAAACACAUUACCAAUACCACCAUAUCACCAAGUUCGUUACAAAAUAUAUCAUCGCUUACGUCUCGCUUGGAGGCGGUUGAACAACAGCUGAAUAGUCAUCAUGUCGAAGGACCCCCAAGAAAGCGCAAAACGGCACAUAAAUAA